AUGGCUCCCAUGCGCACCAUGCCGAUUCAAGGACUCAGCAACUCGGCCACCGGCACCAUCUCUGUCUCAGACACGCAAGCACGCUCUCUCGUCUGCAUCUUCCGUGCCGGCAAGGACAACAGCUGGGAAAUAGUCAACAACAAUACCGUCUUUUCCGCUCUAGACCUGCAGCAAGGACUGACUCUGGGCAUCGAUGCCCGCGAUACACGCCGUAAUGGCGGCUGGGACGGCUGCACCACCGUCGACUUUACGGUUAAGGACGGCGAGGCCGUAUCCAAGGAUAGCGUCAUGCUCCGCGUUGCGCCCGUGCUGCUCCAUCACCACCGCCAGCCGAUCGAGAAAGUCUUCACGUCUAGCUUCCGAGAGGGCUCACUGACCCCCUCAAUCACCAACUAUCUUCAGGGCCUCAUCAAGAGUAUCGAAGACAGCAUGCAGCGGGCGCAGGUGCCCGGCCCCAUCACGCAGCUCGCCACCGAUGAUCCCUGGGCGCAGGACUACUUUGAGCCUGGGUACACGAGCAUGCCUGGGCCCGACGGCAGGGUCGUUUCGCUGCGUGUCAUAAUUGAAGGCAGACACAACCCUGGUCGCAACUCCACCGGCCUUAUUUACACCACUCUCCGCGGCGAUCACGUCGGCGGGGUCGCGGCGCGCCCUCCUCCAUCUCCCCUGACUCUAAAGGAUUCAACCUAUAAUGCCGGCGGUAACAUGGAAAUGCUUCCUCCGUAUGAAUAUAAUGCUCAGAAGUUCCCGGCCGGUCGCAUCAUUGUCGGCGGUGAUCAUAACAACCAGCCCCAAGGGAUGGAUUUUCUCAAGGCUCGGGUGAUGCAGGACCCUUUGGUUCUCGACUCUACCUGGCUCUUGUCAAGCACGUCGACGAGAUGCUCCAAGCCAUUCCUGUCAAGACGGAGCGCGGCUGGGCUAUUGUCGCUAUUGAUCCGCAGUUAG
This is a messenger RNA of Akanthomyces muscarius, 945 nucleotides long. RefSeq lists its product as uncharacterized. The record is from RefSeq and is a predicted model, not a curated record. Gene Ontology annotation, molecular function: protein-arginine deiminase activity; calcium ion binding. The transcript has a single exon. Bases 1 to 945 code for a protein of 314 amino acids. Lineage: Eukaryota; Fungi; Ascomycota; Sordariomycetes; Hypocreales; Cordycipitaceae. Gene Ontology annotation, cellular component: cytoplasm.